AGUGAUUAAAAUGUCGAUCUUCCAUUGUUUUCCAUCGUACAAAAAAAAAAAUUAGCCAUUAAAAGUAAUUAAAAAUUUUGUAAAUUAGGCCCGGUAUUAUUCUUACGUAAAAAUUAACAUUUAUUUAUUACGACUUACUAAUGCGAAAAAAAAUUAAUUAAUUUUAUUAAUUUUACAUCUCAGAUUGAUUUAAUGUUAAUUUUCAAAUGUUGAAUUAAUGUUGAGCACGUUAAACGAAUUCGUUGAGCAAAAAUUAUACUUAUGUAAUACGCGAUUAAUAAUUUUUCAUUUGAUGAAAGUCACGAGACAUACUAUCUUCUUGCUUAUAUUAUACACGAUUAUCACUAAGCUUGAAAUGGAAAUCAAAUGUGUCAUCAUUCUCUUUAUUUGGUGUGGCAUACUACAAGUUAAAUCUUCUAUUCAAAGGUAUAAUCGACAAAUAUUUUUGUUUUCCUACCGUAAUAUUUCUAAAUUUUGUAGCUCAACAUAAUAUCCUAUGAACCGCUAACAGGGAAUCACAACCUUCUUGAAA
Messenger RNA from Rhizophagus irregularis DAOM 181602=DAOM 197198, 532 nucleotides. Lineage: Eukaryota; Fungi; Glomeromycota; Glomeromycetes; Glomerales; Glomeraceae. The record is from RefSeq and is a predicted model, not a curated record.